Messenger RNA from Leptidea sinapis, 3480 nucleotides. RefSeq lists its product as uncharacterized. Gene Ontology annotation, cellular component: RNA polymerase II, holoenzyme. The record is from RefSeq and is a predicted model, not a curated record. Gene Ontology annotation, biological process: mRNA 3'-end processing. The coding region runs from base 385 to 2997 and encodes 870 amino acids. Lineage: Eukaryota; Metazoa; Arthropoda; Insecta; Lepidoptera; Pieridae. Gene Ontology annotation, molecular function: RNA polymerase II complex binding. The transcript has 15 exons.
UUUAAGGUUCGACAAAUAAAAUGGCGGUUGUUAGAGCCAAAAUUAUGUAUAACGAAUUACACACACUAAAUGAUUAUAUAAAUUGACAAAUGCUAUCUUGGAAAGUGCUUUCAUAUUUAAUUAAUUAAAGUUACAAAGAAAAUUUAAACAUCAUAGUGUAUUUACUUUAUAAUUAAGUGGCGCACCUCUUAUCAACACAAUAACAACGCGGUUAUAGUGCAAUGAAAACAAUAUUUUGGUUAUUUUAGUGCUGCCAUUGGUUUUAUAGUUUGAUUUGAUGAAUAAUAGAAUUUGCAGUAAGAAAUAAAUAAAUUAAAUUGUACUGUGCAGCCUGUUUGGUGAAGCUAAGUAUGAGAUGGAAAGAAUAAAUAAAAACAUUUAAAAAUGGGUGAAACAGAAGAAUUUAACCCUCUUGUGUUCGAGAAGAAGUUGUCACAACUUAAAGACACACAGGAAAGUAUUCAAUCUCUAUCUUCCUGGUGUUUAAAACAAAGAAAUCACCAUAAGAAAAUCGUUUCUAGUUGGUUAAAUGUAUUAAAACGAGUAAAGGUUGAACAGAGACUAGUUUUGUUUUAUCUAGCUAAUGAUGUUAUUCAAUAUAGUAAGAGGAAAAACUAUGAAUUUGUUGAAAGUUGGGGCCUUAAUUUACAAAAAGCAACACCACUAGUAAGGGAUGAAAAGGUCCGUACAAAAAUAUUACGGAUAUUCAAAAUAUGGGAGCAAAGGUCUGUGUACGAUGAAGAGUUCUUGUCAGAUUUGACUGGGUUAUUGAUAGCUGGUGCUGUUAAAAAGACUGAUGAUGAUUUAGAUUUUCAGCCACAGCAGUUAAUUAACAAGAUAAAGCAGUGUGUAGUCCUUGAAGCAGACACAGAUUUACGGUUGCAACAAAUCCAUGAGUGUUCACUUGAUCUCUCUGAUGCUGAUACACUGUGUAUCAAUUUGAAAGAAAGGAGCAAUAAAGAUGAUGUUAGUAAAGAGAUCAAUGAAGGUAUAGGUUGCAUAGAGAGAUAUACACAGGCCUUACAGCGAGAGAUUGUUGCUAGAGAAGCAUUGCAUGCACUGCUCAGCUCUGCCAAUCAAUAUUAUGCCACACAGAGGGGAGAAGUUAAAGUUGUUGCUUAUGCAUAUAAAAAUUUUGGCGCCAGAGUGCGUGCACUCAAACGUAAGCUCGACGAUUUAAUACCAACAUUGCCGAGCGCCACGCCCUCACCUCCGGCUCGGGAUGAAGAUGUUCCAUCACCAGGACCUGAUGAGGAUUUGGAUCUACCACCGCAGGAGCAGGAGGAUGAGGGCAAUGAAAAUGGUUCAUACAACAUUGACCAAACAUUCAAUUCUACUGUAUCUGCGGAUGGCUCAUUGUACAACCUGGGACUUUCUUCAUUUCUUACUUCGGAUAAUCCACUCACUAUGUUUAAUGAUGCGGAAAUUGAUCUGAGUAGUGCAAACAAAAUAGAAGUGAUAAAUACACGACCUGGAGAGAAGCAGGAUUUCAGUAUAAAUGACUUUCUGAAGACACUUACUCCGGUGGAUACCAUCACCAUAUCACCAGACACUUCAGUGAGCAGUGCAAAAAUAUCCGCGAACUCCCAAGACGCAUUACCUGGCUUGGACCUGCUAACACCAGAAGGCUCAGGAAAUCCGCCGCCCCCCUCUUUCUACGGUUCCAUUGACGCCGUUAUCAAUAUCAGUGAUGAACCGGAGCAUCAUUAUUUACCGGAAGCGAUUGUAAGCAGUCAAUGGACGACAAAUAAUUGGUCGGUCCCUCCUGUCUCGAGCUCUGCGCCGCUCAACGUGUUCGCGGAGCCGCCUGCGUCGCCUCCGCCGUCUGUCAUGGCGCCCACGAUCAAGGAACACGUGGCGGUGGACGUUGACCACAGGGCGGCCCUACCGCCGCCACCGCCGCCUCCAGCCUUACCAAUGCUGACACAAUUGGAAGACGUCGACCAACGUUUGUUGCCGCCGCCGGCAAUCUCUCCGGUGGUGCCGCACAGAGUGUCGUCGCAUCAAGAUGUGGAUCACAGGAAUCUCAUAUCGCUAACUCACGAGAUGCCGGCCAGGACGCACAUCCAAGCCAAUCUCGACCAGGACUACCGAGUACCGCCGUUGUUGCAGCCUACUGAUAUUGUGGAGAGCGUCGACAUGGACCUAUCUGAAGAUGAGGACCAACAUGGUAUGUACCCGAACAAGCAGAAUCAAGUCGAGCAUCGUCGUAACAGUUUCAACAAUAACAAGGUGCUAGUCGGCGGGGGUGAAAAGGUCCGAAACAAUAGCGGGAAUUUUGUACAUACCAAUAAUACGCAGACAGAGACAAAAGACGCAAUUAUACCCCCACUGUCGAAUCCAUUUGAUAAAAUGCCUUCAAAUUUGAAAUUCAAUAUGCCUCUACCAUUCAAUAAUGAGAAUAAAACCCCGUUGUUGCAUCCACCUCCUCCUAAUUUACCCCCAAACCAUAAUUUGAAUACUAAUUUGCCUCCAACCCAGGGUCAUCCCAGUGUACCCUUGAAUCAAAAUAUGCCUCCUAAUUUACCCCUUAAUCAGAAUUUGCUUACAAAGCUACCGCUGAAUUCCAAUUUGCAUCCCAAUUUACCCCCAAAUCACAACUUGCACUCUAAUUUACCGGCAAAUCAGAACUUGCAUCCGAACUUACCCCCACAUCAGAAUUUACACCCAAAUGUAUCCCAAAACAUGACCAAUUUCCUUCCGAACAAUCAAAAUACUCCAAUUCGGCAUAUGUUUAACUCCAACUAUAUGGAUAAGCGUGAAGAAAAUUCAAACGACAGCACAUUUGAAGAUAAUAUGAGGACUAGAAGUGUGGACUAUGAUGUUGAUCAUAAUGAAAGUGAUUGGAAUCAAUCGGGGCCCAGACAUUUACCCCGCUAUCCUAGAAACUGGACUCCACGAACUAAUUAUAGACCUAAUGUGAGUCCCCAGUUUUGGCCUCGAAACGGCCCUAGAACUCCAAAUAGAUGGAUGGGCCCACCUCAAAGAUUUUGGUGAAGUGUAAUAAGUGUAAUAUGUGAGUUUGUAUAGAAGUUGUGUAAAAAACCUAUUUCAUAGAGUUAUAAAUUGUAUAAUUAAAAGUAAUAUAGUCAUGUGAGUUGUUUUUGACUGUUUAGGCAGGUUUAUAUGAUUGUUUUGUUAAUUUCGACUUUAGGUAUCUAGAAAUAUAGUUUAUUUUACAUUAUGUAUGGAAAUCCUUAUUUCUGUGGAGUAAAUUGCAAUUAUGAACCUAUUUACUUUGUUUAUGCAAGGCUUUAUUUUAAAAUGUCGAAAUGCAAUAUUAUAUACAGGUUGUUAAAAUAUGUCUUAACAUGUGACGUUACAGUAUUGUGGCAUAAUUCACUUAAUAAAGGCACAGUAUUCUGUAAUUCAGCAUAUUUUUUUUAGUUGCAAAAGGUAUUAGUUGAAGAUAUUUUAUUUUUCAAUGCUUUUAUGUAAUUUGUUUUAUUCAUUAAAAUGUAUUGGUUUCAUUUAGAAUUA